CGGGCCCCGCCGGCCGGGCCGGGCCGGGCCGCCCCCGCGAGGCACCGCCGGCAGCGCCCCGAUCCCGGAACGCCGCGGUGCCGCGCCGCUCUGCUGGCCAGCAAAAUCCAAAUAAACACCUCCGAAACGUUCGGGCAGGCAGCAGAAAACAAAAAUGCGCCCGAUGCGGAUCUUUGUGAACGACGACCGGCACGUGAUGGCCAAGCACUCGGCCGUGUACCCCACGCAGGAGGAGCUGGAGGCCGUGCAGAACAUGGUGUCCCACACGGAGCGGGCGCUCAAAGCCGUCUCCGACUGGAUUGACGAGCAGGAGAAGGUCAGCGGGGAGCAGCCGGAGACGGAGUCCAUGGAGACGGCGGCCGAGGAGGAGAACAAGGAAGGAGGGGAUCAGAAAGCCACGGAGCAGCUGACGAGGACCCUGCGGGGGGUGAUGCGCGUGGGGCUCGUGGCCAAAGGCCUCCUGCUGAAGGGGGACCUGGACCUGGAGCUGGUGCUGCUGUGCAAAGACAAACCCACGGCCAAGCUCCUGGAGAAAGUCGCCGAUAAUCUGGGAGUGCAGCUGGCGGCGAUCACCGAGGACAAGUACGAGAUCAUCCAGUCUGUGGGAGACGCCGCCAUCAUCAUCAAGAACACCAAGGAGCCCCCGCUGACCCUGACCAUCCACCUGACGUCGCCCGUGGUCAGGGAGGAGCUGGAGAAGCAGCUGGCCGGAGAAACGCUCUCAGUCACCGACUCCCCGGACGUUCUGGACAGGCAGAAAUGCCUUGCUGCCUUGGCGUCUCUGCGCCACGCCAAGUGGUUCCAGGCCAGGGCCAACGGGCUGAAGUCGUGCGUCAUCGUGAUCCGGGUGCUGCGGGACCUGUGCACGCGCGUUCCCACCUGGGCCCCGCUCAGAGGAUGGCCGCUGGAGCUGCUGUGUGAGAAGUCCAUCGGGACGGCGAACCGGCCGAUGGGCGCGGGCGAGGCGCUGCGCCGGGUGCUGGAGUGCCUGGCCUCGGGCAUCGUCAUGCCAGAUGGUUCUGGUAUUUAUGACCCUUGUGAAAAAGAAGCCACUGAUGCUAUUGGGCAUCUAGACAGACAACAAAGGGAAGAUAUCACACAGAGUGCUCAGCACGCGCUGCGGCUCGCCGCCUUCGGCCAGCUCCACAAGGUCCUGGGCAUGGAUCCCCUGCCCUCCAAAAUGCCCAAGAAACCAAAGAACGAGAACCCAGUCGAUUAUACCGUUCAGAUCCCACCCAGCACCACGUACGCCGUGACUCCCAUGAAGCGGCCGAUGGAGGAGGACGGGGAGGAGAAAUCCCCCAGCAAAAAGAAAAAGAAGAUUCAGAAAAAAGAGGAAAAGCUGGAGCCUCCACAGGCCAUGAACGCGCUGAUGAAGCUGAACCAGCUCAAACCAGGGCUCCAGUACAAACUGGUGUCCCAGACCGGCCCCGUGCACGCUCCCAUCUUCACCAUGUCCGUGGAGAUCGACGGCAGCACCUUCGAGGCCUCGGGGCCGUCCAAGAAAACAGCAAAGCUUCACGUGGCUGUGAAGGUGCUGCAGGACAUGGGUUUGCCCACCGGAGUGGAAGGCAAGGACUCCGGCAAGGGCGACGAGUCGGCGGAGGAGACGGAGACGAAGCCGGUGGUUGUGGCUCCUCCGCCCGUGGUGGAAACGGUGUCGACGCCCACGGCGGCCUCACCCCCCUCGGAUCAGACCCCUGAGAACGUGAAGCAGCAGGGACCAAUCCUGACAAAGCACGGGAAGAACCCGGUGAUGGAGCUGAACGAGAAGCGGCGCGGGCUCAAGUACGAGCUGAUCUCGGAGACGGGCGGGAGCCACGACAAGCGCUUUGUCAUGGAGGUGGAGGUGGACGGGCAGAAGUUCCAAGGUGCCGGCUCAAACAAGAAAGUGGCCAAAGCCUACGCGGCGCUGGCCGCGCUGGAGAAGCUGUUCCCGGAUGCUCCCGUUGCCAUCGAGCAGAACAAGAAGAAAAGAGCCCCUGUUCCAGCCAGGGGCGGCCCCAAAUUCCCAGUCAAACAGCACAACCCGGGGUUCGGCAUGGGGGGGGGCCCCAUGCACAACGAGGCCCCCCCACCCCCCAACAUGCGGGGCCGCGGCCGGGGCGGAAACAUCCGGGGCCGGGGGAGAGGCCGGGGCGGCUUCGGCGGCAACCACGGCGGCUACAUGAACACAGGGGCUGGGUACGGGAGCUAUGGCUACGGAGGGAAUUCCGCCACCGCUGGCUACAGUAAGUGCCUUUUUCCACCCAAAAUCCCAACGGGUGUCGUCGGGCCAGGGACUAAAAUUUCCCAGGAGAAUGGCUCAAGGGAGGGGAAGCUUUUUUUUUUAAGGGUUCUUGGUUUUUAA
This is a messenger RNA of Motacilla alba alba, 2350 nucleotides long. RefSeq names its product interleukin enhancer binding factor 3 (gene ILF3). The record is from RefSeq and is a predicted model, not a curated record. Gene Ontology annotation, molecular function: single-stranded RNA binding; double-stranded RNA binding. NCBI's taxonomy places the organism in Eukaryota, Metazoa, Chordata, Aves, Passeriformes, Motacillidae. The transcript is spliced from 17 exons. The coding region runs from base 155 to 2350 and encodes 731 amino acids. Gene Ontology annotation, cellular component: precatalytic spliceosome.